Molecule: messenger RNA, 1878 nt
Organism: Cladophialophora psammophila CBS 110553
Lineage: Eukaryota; Fungi; Ascomycota; Eurotiomycetes; Chaetothyriales; Herpotrichiellaceae
Exons: 1
Coding region: 1-1878 (625 amino acids)
Molecular function (GO): oxidoreductase activity
Source: RefSeq, a predicted model, not a curated record
AUGGCCUUCUUCCAAGCUGCUUCCUGGCAUGAGGGAGAAGUCGCAAUUCAUAAACGAACUCGUGUCGGCGGCUAUGACAAUCCGACUUCACCAUUUCUCACCCCUCGGGCUGCAAGCAUGAUCCAACGGUACCCCAUGAUGGCUAUAGGAACGCUCGAUGAUGAUGGCAGGCCUUGGUGUACAGUCUGGGGCUCCGACCAUCUACCAAUCGCGCAGCCGGUGGCCCAGAGCGUCAUGGGUGUCCGCACUACCGUCGAUGCAAGCUUCGACCCCGUUGUCCAGGCAAUUUACAAAGGCAAGGAUGACGGAGAAGUGAUGCGAGAGGAGGGCAACGGGAGGCUAAUGGCCGGCCUUAGCAUUCAUCUUGAAGAAAGAGGGAGAGUCAAGGUGGCUGGGCAGGUCAUUGCCGGCGCUUUAACCGUGAACGACGCCGUUGCGGAUAGCAGUGAAUUAAAGGGCGAUCUGCAGUCAGGCAGAUCAGGCGAAGUCCAGCUCGUCGUCAAGAUCGACCAAAGUCUCGGAAAUUGUCCAAAGUAUCUCAACAAGAAGCACAUUGUUGCCGCUGAUCCCAAGCCAAGACUAUUGUCUUCUUCACCACACCUCACUCAAAAAGCAAUUGAUUUAGUGCAGAGUGCCGACCUGUUUUUCGUCACCUCCACGCACAAGCAUGAGGACAUGGACUGCAAUCACCGUGGCGGCCCUCCGGGUUUCAUCCGCGUGCAGCAGCCUACUAAUUCGGACGAAGGCAGCACUAUUGUGUGGCCGGAAUAUAGCGGGAACAAUCUUUAUCAAACACUCGGCAAUCUCGAAAGCACUCCUCAUGCGGGCCUGGUGAUCCCGGACUUCGAGACUGGUGAUGUUCUGUAUGUAACCGGGGACACCGAGACACUUGUCGGGGCCGCGGCGAGCAAAGUCAUCACAAAAAGCAAUCUUGCGGUAAGCUUGAAAGUGACCGCAGCGCGGCUAGUUGAGAACGGGUUGCCUUUCAGGGGCAGACUGAUGGACGAUGCGUCUCAAGGCCGCUCUCCCUAUAAUCCACGUGUGCGAUACUUGACCUCAGAAAAAACAGACGCUUUCGCGAAGACUGCUGGUGACGGACCACCUACCACCGCAAAACUCAUCAAGAAGACAAAGAUCACUCCAACUGUCACGCGAUAUCGCUUCGCGCUUGCUGAUCCUGGAGUAUUCGGCCCCUGGAAGCCAGGUCAGUACGUCGCAAUGGAUCUGGCAGCCGAGAUGGACAUGGGGUAUUCGCACAUGCGGGACGACGACCCUACCAGUCUGAAUGAUGAUUACAUUCGCACUUUUACCGUCUCAUCUAUCCCAAACUCGUUGGGCCUGCACGGGGAAGAAUUCGAAGUCACGGUCCGCAAAGUCGGCAACGUCACCAAAUGGCUAGAAUGGCAGCGCGAGGGUAUGUGUGAGAUCGGUAUUAGGGGCUUUGGCGGAGAAUUCGUGUUCGAACCCCACUCCAGGAAUGCCUUCAUCGCCGCUGGAAUUGGGAUCACGCCUUUGCUGGGACAGAUGGAAAGCCUGGAUCUCGACAAACUAAAGGUCAGUUGGAGCGUGGGGAUCCGUGACGUCGCCUUGCCUUUGGACAUCCUUACGCAAUAUCCCGGUCUGAAAGAUUCGCUUACAAUUUGUCUUACCGGCGACGAGUCCCUGUUGGACGGUGAGGGUGGAAAGGAGAAGGCGAAGCUGCAGGAGUUACUUGACACUGGUGUGCAGGUUCUGCGGAGGCGGGUCACAAAGGAGGAUUUGGUGGUUUGGGAAACAGAAGUGGACAAUUGGUAUCUAUGCACAGCGCCAGCGAUGAGGAAGAUUGUGCAGGAGUGGAUGCCAGGGACGACGAUUGUUUACGAGAACUUCGACUACUAA